AUGUCAUACUUUCAAGCUGGCCGUCGGUCUAAUGUCCAUUUUGAGACGACGCCUCAUGCAUAUUAUGAGCACUACAGCAUUGCUGCACCAAACUACGAUCUUUAUCCGAGUCUAUCCAGACGUCUGGGUAAUGGACACACUCAUCAACCUACCAAACCACCUCGUAGAGAGGCUCAGAUGGAUUUCGCAGCAAUGAACGUUAUGACAAACGAGACAUUUGGAUAUGAGCAAAAUCGACAACCUCAUCCAUAUGUCCCUCCUUUCCAGCCUGCCCCUGUAGUUGAACAGCAAUUUGACUGGGAUCUGUACCCUUUGAUUCGUCGCAACGUUGAAAACUUUGGCACUGACCAGAUGCGACAACGAUUGCACGCCAUGGAAACAACAGUGACAAUGAUUUGA
Phycomyces blakesleeanus NRRL 1555(-) is the source of this 399-nucleotide messenger RNA. RefSeq lists its product as hypothetical. Lineage: Eukaryota; Fungi; Mucoromycota; Mucoromycetes; Mucorales; Phycomycetaceae. Bases 1 to 399 code for a protein of 132 amino acids. The transcript has 2 exons. The record is from RefSeq and is a predicted model, not a curated record.